GAGCUCUCGACGAGAGCUUCUGGGGAGGUCUGUGCAACCAACAUCAAAAUGAGGGACGAAAAUAACAAUCCGAACUUCUUCGCGCGGCUCUCCUAUGGUUUCAUGAACAUCUUCGAGGGCCCCGCCACAUUCAUUCGAGAGAAAGUCGUGCUCCCAAACCGAGGCGAGCCUUACCCGUGGUAUCAUCGGAAAUUCCCUCGUGUGAAGGAUAUCGAUCAAUGCUACAUGGAUGAUUUUGCUUGCAUCUAUGAGGCCGAAGAGCAAUUUUUACGAGACAGGAAAGUAGACUCCCAAAUCGUUCGUAUUCUCCGGAGAAGACGCGAGGAUUGUUACCUCAAGGAACGACCUGAUCAUGUGAAACGCUGCGCCAAAGUUAUUAAGGACUUUGAAGACGCGGAGGUGAACCUAUUCAUCAAAUAUGGAGACAUGGGAAUCAAGCGGAGCGCUCAGAUGGCCUUCAUGAAACAGAAGCAUAGACUGGUCAUGGAGAGGAGGAAACGCGAAAAUUAUACACCACUGCCGCCGAAAUACAUCGAUAGGGAAGAUUGGGUCUUCCGCGAAACAGAUUUUCAGAGAUAAAAGCUCAGUCGACUCGCGUAGGGAUUCCAAACGAGAUCCAGCCUUAUUGGCUGCCCUGAGUUUCUAAGUGGGAAUGAGUUAGCAAAGCAUGGUCCGCCCUUAAGAACGAUUCCUUGGCAGCGCUCAGGUUUCGGCGAAGCUUGCCUUGCCUCGCUCCGAUGACCGAGCGAGAAUCGGGGGCUAAGUCGUAUUGGAGUUCUUUUUUGUUUAGAAUAGAACGGCGGGGGAAGCUCGCCCAUAAUUCAAGGGUCCACAAACCAUGCCCCUGGAAAAUAAAUAAAAUGGAUGCCCUAAGGUCUUGGGGGAAUCGGAGACUUA
Molecule: messenger RNA, 897 nt
Organism: Galendromus occidentalis (western predatory mite)
Lineage: Eukaryota; Metazoa; Arthropoda; Arachnida; Mesostigmata; Phytoseiidae
Gene: ND-PDSW
Product: NADH dehydrogenase (ubiquinone) PDSW subunit
Exons: 3
Coding region: 49-579 (176 amino acids)
Cellular component (GO): respiratory chain complex I
Source: RefSeq, a predicted model, not a curated record